GUAACCCGGAUGCAGCUACUCCGCAAGAUGGCGGCGGCGGUGGCGGUGGAGGCCGGCGCGUUGUAGCGCCCGCGAAGCGGAUCCCGGCCCCGCCAUGGCGGACCUGGGCCGGCAGUUGCAGGAGUACCUCGCGCAGUCGAAGGCCGCUGCCACCGGCGGCCCCAGCACGGUCCCCGCGUCGCCGCCCGCCGGCUGCUCGCAGGAGGAGGCGGGGACCGGCGGCGGCGGCCUGGGGGCCUGGCUGGGCCCGCUGAACCCCUUCCCGCCGGGCCGCAGCGCCCCCCCCGCGGCAGCGCCCGGAUCGGGGCCGGGCUCGGGCUGGCCGUGGGCGGCCGAGGCGGACCCCUGCCUGCCGGCUCUGUCGCGCUGGCAGCGGCUGGCGGGGAGCGGGCUCUGCCUGCUGCUGGCCGCCCUCUGCUUCGGGCUGGCCGCGCUGUACGCGCCGCUGCUGCUGCUCCGGGCACGCAAGUUCGCGCUGCUCUGGUCCCUCGGCUCGCUCUGCGCCCUGGGCGCCGCCGCCCUGCUGCGCGGGCCCGCCCGCCUGCUGCGGGAGCCAAGCAGCGGCUCCCUCCUCUACCUCGGCGCCCUCGGCGGCACCCUCUACGCGGCGCUGGGGCUGCGCAGCACCCUCCUCACGGCGCUGGGCGCCGCUGUCCAGCUGGGCGCCGCUGCCGCCUCGCUCCUGGCCGCGCUGCCUGGGGGAGCCGCCGGCCUUCGCCGCCUCGGCGGCCUCCUCGGCGCCGCGCUGCGCCGGCGCGGCAAAGCGCUGCCGGUGUGAGAGCGCUGCCGGGGCGAGCCCCCCGCCGCCGCGGCGAGGGGGACGGGACCGGCCACAGCCCGGCGGGACGCGGGCGAAGGGACUGGGAGACUCGGGCUGGCGCCGGCCGAGGCGCGAAGACGCUGCUCCGAGACGGGGAUGAGGAUGGCGCCGUCUGGCGCGCUUCUUUCCACCGCCUUCGCGUUGCUGCUGGGUUUUCCUCACCAGUUCUUGAGCAAGAAAAGCAGCGGCUGGCACCCGGGAACGGUACCGGUGACUCUCUAGACUCGUUUUGCUGUGCUCAGGUGUAACGGUGUUGGUGCCAGCCUGCCGAGCCGUCCCGGAGGAUGAGAUCUUGCCUUAUUGCAAAGUCAGCUCGAUAGCCUUGGUCUGGAGUCUCUCCGGCUCUGGGUGGGAGCUGGCAGCAUUCUGCUUUCCUACCUCCAGUAUAGGACCGUGUGGCUGCUGCAGCCUACUUCAAAACGAUGGUAGACUAGCAAGCAACGGUGAUUUCCUGUGUUUUGGAAUUUUAACAUCAGCACCACUUGUAAUCUGUAGCCAGCUGUGGCUAAAGGUGAAAAUGAAAGUUCUCUAUACAUGAUAAACCAAAAAACUAGGAAUCAGCUAUUAGUAUUUUAAACAGUUGAGAUUUCAGGAGGUAGUUCUGUUGCACCAUCUGAUACACAAGUUUGCCUAAAGACAACCCUCUUGAUAGUAAGAGGGUUCUGGUUUCCGCCCUCCUUCAAAGCGUGGAAGUUCAUCUGGAGUAGGAAGUAAACCCUUCCGGCCUCCUGAGCAGUAAGAGAUGCAGGGGACAGGAGUGAGAAGAGAUUGUAUUCAUGAAAAUACUGUAAUUUGCCCAAGAAAUAUCUCUGCUUCCUUAUUCUUGCAUUUCUGUGUGGAAGAAUGUUACCCUCACCUCUAAGAGCACCACGACCUCGCCCCCGAACACCAUGGUCCCUUCCUCUUGAGUUUUCUUCUGGAGAGUCAAAAGUGUCAUCUGGCCCAAAAUCUUCAGGGCCAGGAAAGCCAUCUCUCCCCCUGGGUCCCCGACCCUCAUGUCUCGAGGGUCCUCCUCUUCUGAAGCUACAAGAAAAAACAUGGUACAAAUGUGGUUUUUAGGCAGAAUUUAGACUGAUAAACUUGAGUCAGCUUCAUUUUAAUAAGCAACUAAUUUCUGAACUGUUUUACUUAAUAGUAUAGCACAUACAGUUACUAGAAUAGGAUUUGUAGGUGGAAAAGUGCUCAUUUUCUGCCUUUGAGCACUUUAUUCAUUUUUGUAAUUUUCUGUCAUAUUUCCUUCUGUUGAUUGUGUUGGUUUUUCAUACAAGAAAAAUAUUGUCAAAUAUACUGCGUUCAUUUAAUGAAAAGGGGGAAGAAAACCAAUCAGUGAGUGAUGAUAGAUAUAAGGUAAGGUAAGGAAAAGUUUAAGUGAAUUUCCCUUAACUGUGGUGGUCUUACUUUCCCCUUCCCUUUUUUCCCUUCCAUUUUAGUGAUAAAAACAACCUGAAAAAAUACAAGCAGUGAGAGUCACGGCUAUAACAAAGCAUUCCAGCAUCUCAUUCCUAUUGAUUUGGGAUUCUUUGGCUAGAACAUUCUCUGUUUCAUUUCAUUCUUCUAAGUUUACAAUUUUAGCAAAUGAAUCUAGACUGCACUUGGCUCUGUAGGAAUGAUGAUUGCCUAACAGCGUGCACAGUGGCAUUCUACAACCUGAAGAGCAGUUUAUCCAACUGCAGUAAUGAAGAAUUUUGUUUUGCGAAAUGUAGUUAUGACACUAAAGUUGGUAAUCUCCUUCUAGUAAGUACCGUGGCAUCUUCAGUAAUUUGGUAUGAUUGGAUUCUGCAUCUCAUCUUAAAUGAGUAUAUAUAGCUCCUCCAGUAUCACACUGGGGUUUUAACAGAGGUCUUCAGAGAGGAGAAUAGUUCUUAAUGAACUGUCAGUGCUAUUUCAGGUAAGCCUGUAGAUGGCUGCAUGAAUACUUGUAGUUUUGUUUUUUACAUUACCAGUUUAAACACUUGGAGUGCUUGUAAAAGUGCAUACAUGUUCUGUGUAUUACUGCAACUCCAAAAGUGUGCACUAGCACCAAUUGUUAAGAUUGUCUCAGUUUACAGCCCAGUUUCUGUGCAAGCACAGGUGAGAUGUUUAGGUGGUGCAGGCACACUGGUUCAGGAAUCCUCACAGUGCAACCCCACGCUGCUCCUGCCCACCCCUCAGUGACAGCAUAGAUAAUGCAGAGCACUCUUUGCCCAUUCACACUGAUGCCCCCCGCCUCCCCUCUAUUCCCAGUUCCACACUGGCCAAACUAACCACCAUAAUAGUCAGAUGGCAUUGGCUUUGUGCAACAUCCCCUUCCCCAGCUCAUUAACGACACAGUGCAUCCUAUUACAAGCAAAACUUUAGAUACUUUUAUUUAGAAUUUUAACAACAUUAACCUUUUAAUUACAAAUUUAAAUAUUUUAACAGUAGUCAUAACACAAUACAAUAUUUUUAAACUUUUACAUUUUUUUUUAAUUAAAAACAAUAGGUCUGUCUCCACCUCCCAGAAAACAAACACAAUACAGAGAGGAGGCUGCUGUGCCUGUAUAGGUACAACAGUGGAUGGAGGGAGUGCUGUGUAUGGACAAUGAACCAUUUUACAUUAACCUGGAUGACUUGGGAAAACAAACUGAACAGUUUCAGGUACAAAUGGUUCAAAUAACCACAUAGCAAUAUUGUUUAGCCUUGAAACAGCACAGUCCUCUAGAUGUUCUUUAGAGGGCCUCCCACUUUAAUACUGACAUGGUGUGAUUCUGCUUAGCUUGUAAAUUACCAAGAUUUGCAACACAAGGUCCUACAGCUAGCAGGAAUAGGGCCUUUCCUUUUGUUUCCAAGCAAUGUUAUAGACACAGUUAAAUUCUGAAAUCUAUCAUACCUAUGCCUGACAUAGCCACAGCUCCUAAUAUUGCGUUAUGUAUAUCCUUUUUCACUUUUUCAUAUCAGUCACAUGUAAAACCCUGCCUUGCAUAGGGCUCAGUUCCUGUUUGACUGCUCUCAGAUCUUCCUCCUUGAGGCCUAGGACCUUAAUGUACAGAACUACACACUCUGCAGAUUAGCAGGCAGGAAGAGGCAGGUCUCUGCAGUAGAAGCAUCAUGUUGAUAUGCACAGGUAGAGUAAGAACAGGACAGGGAUGAAAAGGACGGGAAAUUAGAAACACACAUACACACACUUCCCUCUCAUGCUUGCUCAAACCAGUUACAAUCUAAAUUCCAAACCAAGUCAGCUAAAUGAGUGGUUGGGAUUCUUAAGUUCAUCUCAGCAUCUGCAGUAAAUGGCACCUAAUUCA
This is a messenger RNA of Harpia harpyja (harpy eagle), 4080 nucleotides long. It is a transcript of the gene SFT2D3, whose product is annotated as SFT2 domain containing 3. Gene Ontology annotation, biological process: vesicle-mediated transport. Gene Ontology annotation, cellular component: membrane. The transcript has 3 exons. The coding region runs from base 95 to 778 and encodes 227 amino acids. The record is from RefSeq and is a predicted model, not a curated record. Lineage: Eukaryota; Metazoa; Chordata; Aves; Accipitriformes; Accipitridae.